Molecule: messenger RNA, 1732 nt
Organism: Populus trichocarpa (black cottonwood)
Lineage: Eukaryota; Viridiplantae; Streptophyta; Magnoliopsida; Malpighiales; Salicaceae
Product: phosphatidylinositol N-acetylglucosaminyltransferase subunit C
Exons: 2
Coding region: 321-1226 (301 amino acids)
Biological process (GO): GPI anchor biosynthetic process
Cellular component (GO): glycosylphosphatidylinositol-N-acetylglucosaminyltransferase (GPI-GnT) complex; membrane
Source: RefSeq, a predicted model, not a curated record
AAACGUUUCGUACAUUUAUCUUCGUUUUUCAUUAAGAAAACGCGUUUUCUUCGCAAGUUAUUCAGUCCGAGAAGAGAGAGAAUCAAGGCAACAAACAGAGAAGAUGACCCCCCAAAUCGAUCGAGAAUUCUAAAAGGUUCUUGAAGUAACAGACUGAACCUAAAAGUAGCAGGACAGUCUUCAAUGGGAUAUGUUGCUCUUACAAAAGAUCGUAUAACAGAUUGGAAAACUGUAGUUGUCUUGCUUCACUCUACAUGAGCACGAGUUUUGGUUUUUUUGGUUAUAUCUUAAAGCAUAAGUAAUAGAGUAGUUGGAUUGCAAUGGAUAACAUCAUCAGUGAGAGCCUGCUUCGUCCCAAUUGGAGAAAAGUCGCAUAUGGAGGAAUGCAGCCUGGGUUUGAUGAUAAUCAUACUGACGAGUCUUUUCUUGAAGAUAUGGUCAUGAAUGCUAAUGUUGUUAAGCGGGACAUUCUGAAGGUGAUGCAAGACUCAGUUUCUAUCUCUCAGUAUCUGUGCAUUGUUACUCUUGUCAGCUUGGUUUGGGCUCACACCCUUCAAUCAACCCUUGAUGAAAAUUCCCUCUUGCUCCUUGAUGCAAGCCUUUUUGGAUCAGGUUUUUUAGUUCUUCUUUUAACCAAAGAAAUGCGUUCCUUGAAUCUACUCUUCCAUUAUAUCCUCAAUAUCUCUUUUUUCACAACUGGGUUAUACAUGUUGGCUCCUAUUUAUCACCCUCUCACAAGGUCCAUAAGCUCGGACUCCAUCUGGGCAGUUACUGUUACACUUGUCAUACUUCAUCUCUUCCUGCAUGAUUAUUCAGGAUCGACCAUUAAAGCUCCUGUGGCCCUAAAAAAUCCAAGCUUAACCAGUUGUGUAUCUUUAAAUGCUUCUGUUGUCGCUUCAGUUUUUAUUGCGUCUCGCCUUCCAUCAAGGCUGCAUGUAUUUGCCAUCAUGCUAUUUUCCUUGCAAGUCUUCCUUUUUGCUCCAUUUGUCACUUACUGUAUCAAGAAAUUCUCCUUCCGCUUGCACCUUGUGUUUUCUUUUGGGUUGAUGGCCGUGACCCUGGCUCUGGUUUAUACACUGCACCACUUACUUUUCAUGCUACUGCUUGGUUUCUUGGUGUUUAUAAGUGUUGUCUGUCCUUAUUGGCUCAUAAGAAUUCAGGAAUACAAGUUUGAGAUCAAUGGCCCUUGGGAUGAGGCUAAGCUUUGUUUCAAUGUAACAGAUUGAGAUUCUUUGAUCUCUGGAUGGGAUUGAUUGGAAAGCAAUGAGAUUAAAUUGCUCAUGAAAAAGGGGACUUGGUUCACUGUUUGUUUUGCAGGACGAUUGGUUCAUAAUAUGUAGGGGAAUUGUUGUGGAAUUGUUGAGGGAUUAAAUGUUUGAGCUUUGAUCAUUAGUCAGGUGUGAUAGCAGUCCAGUUUCUAAUUUAGUCUCAUCAAGGAUGUUCAUGCAGAGGUAACCUCUAAAGUGUUCUGCUUCUCAAAUCACACACACUCAACAAUGCUGCUGUGUUGCCAACAUCUUUUGAUGCGCUAAUUUUUUCACAGUUAAAUCAUUGAGGAUCGAUCCUCUGUAUUCUGGAGGCUUUCAGUUGAUUAUGCAUGGUUUAUAGCUGUAAACCCCAACUCCAUUAGCAAACGCGAGACUGGGUAUUUUGGAGUUAGGGUUAUGGAGUUACAAUCAUAGUUUUUUGCAACGAAUGGGAUUUAUUUAGGUGAAUGGAGUCAUUUCAGUUC